This is a messenger RNA of Acaromyces ingoldii, 1277 nucleotides long. RefSeq names its product S-adenosyl-L-methionine-dependent methyltransferase. NCBI's taxonomy places the organism in Eukaryota, Fungi, Basidiomycota, Exobasidiomycetes, Exobasidiales, Cryptobasidiaceae. The record is from RefSeq and is a predicted model, not a curated record. Bases 198 to 1271 code for a protein of 357 amino acids. Gene Ontology annotation, molecular function: S-adenosylmethionine-dependent methyltransferase activity. The transcript is spliced from 5 exons.
UGCUAGCCGUCCUGCACCAAUGGCGCCCGGAAACCGAGGCGUUGACGGACGACGCUGAGGGCGAGCCCGAUUUCCGGCCGCGGCAAAAUCGGAUCUCUCCACAUCGGCUGGGCGCACGGCAUUGUCGUAUUUAGAGAGCGCGCCAAAGGCCUGGAUGUCGAUCCGACCUCGGUGACGCCUUCUCUCUCAGAUCAAAGAUGAUGCUUGUGCGCUCUCGGGCUGCACUCUCGUCGCUGCAACGAACAGCACCGGCACUACCCGCGUGGAAUCGCAGAGGCGUCAAGAUGGCGACGUUUUCCGACCCCAACUUUGACUUCAAAGGCUACCUCGACAAUCGGCCGCGGUACCCCGAUAUUCUCUAUAACAAGAUCCUCGCCUUCCACCGGGGCGGGCAUGGCGCCGUGCUCGACCUCGGCUGUGGGCCGGGCCUCUCGGUGUUCCCCCUGAGCGCGCACUUCGAUCGCAUCAUUGGCACGGACCCGUCCGAGGGCAUGAUCCGCGAGGCCCAGGGCGCCUGGUCGGCCUGGAAGCAGACGCAGCGCGACUCGCCCCACCUGGCACAGAUCGAGCGGACAAAGGCGGAAUUUAGCGUGGACAGCGCAGAGGAGCUCCGCACCGUGCAGGACGCCUCCGUCGACCUCGUCGUCGCCGCCACGGCCGCACACUGGUUCGACAUGGACAAGGUCUGGCCGCAGCUGUCGCGUGUGCUGCGCCCAAAGGGCACCGUGGCCUUCUGGUGCUACGGCGCAAACUACCUCCCAGCGCACCCGUCGCUGCUGGCGCCCAUGUGCGAGUUCAUGUGCUCCCAGUCGGCAAAGAUGGGCCCCUACUGGCCCCAGCCGGGCCGCGCCAUCAACGAGAACCUCUUGCUCGACAUUGCCUUUCCGACCCGCGGAGACGGCGCGGCGGAAGCGGUGUGGGACACGUCGAGCGCGACGCGCGUCACGCACAAGCUCGUCAAGCCGGGCCUCGCCGACAUUGCCUGGACGCGCGGCGAGGCGCCCGAAGAGACGUUCCGGAUGGAGCACGUGAAGAGCUUUGAUUCGCUCAACGGCUACUUCCACUCGAGCAGCGCGGCUAUGCGCUACCUCAACAAGCAUCCCGAGCUCAAGGUCGAGAAGCCGGACAUGAUCGAUCGCCACGUCGACACUCUCCGGGCGGACAUCCUCGCCCAGCGGCGCGACGAUCCGCGCACCAACAAGGAGGGCCUCGACGACGACCACGUCAGGAUGGCCUGGCCGCUGGGUCUGAUGAUGGUCAGGAAGCGGUGAGGGGAG